Messenger RNA from Strongylocentrotus purpuratus (purple sea urchin), 1852 nucleotides. Its product is annotated as E3 ubiquitin-protein ligase MARCH8. The transcript is spliced from 3 exons. Gene Ontology annotation, molecular function: zinc ion binding. The record is from RefSeq and is a predicted model, not a curated record. Lineage: Eukaryota; Metazoa; Echinodermata; Echinoidea; Camarodonta; Strongylocentrotidae. The coding region runs from base 483 to 1139 and encodes 218 amino acids.
AUUUUACCCAUGUAGAUUCACAUAGACAGGCCAUGCAGUGCGCGGGGAUUUAUAGUUAUACAUAGACAUUCAUAUAACGUGGAGAGACACAUUAUCGACUUCAUUUUGGGGUAGUUAUCCCAACAAUGAAUAUUGCUGAUCUAGCAUUUGUUUUGGAUCAUUGGGAACACCUUAUGAAUGCCAAGUUGGUACGAGCGAUUCUUUUGGGAGAAUGAACAACGCGAAUACGGACUAUCCUGUGUAUACCAGCGCCAACACAUCGAGGAUAAAGAAAUGUCGUCAAAUUGAAGUCGCCGAGCGAAACGCGAAGACAAUAACUAUUGUUGAAUCGGUGUAUCAGAACGCCUAUAUUAUAAGAUGAUCGACCUGUGAUUUAUGGGAAUUUUGUUUCAGUUUGUUAUCUACGGAAAGCUGGUCCUAAGACAGUUCAGAGACUGAGGAUAGGCGCAUGAGAUUGGAAUCCAAGCGAGACAAGAAUAGAAAUGGGUGGGAAAGGAAAGAAAUACUCGGUGACGUCGCCGAAAGCCUUCGACAAUCGUGCGUUUGAAGGCGACAGCGGUGUUGACAGUCAUGAAGGAAAGAAUGGGAGCUUGGUCACUUCUCAACCUCCUUCUCCACGAAUCAAGAAUUUCGAGAAGUAUACGUACCCGAAUGUGUGUACAUACUGCAAGAGCAUAUGGGAUAGGAAAGGGAGCACUGAACUGGUAACACCGUGUGGUUGUGACGGUACAUCGCUCCUCGUCCACGAGAUCUGCCUCGAGUCCUGGCUAAAGAGUAGCGGCAAGGUCCGUUGUGAAGCUUGUAAAACUGACUACAGCAUCAGAAAUAUCAAAGAUCUACAGGCCGAAUUGAUGGUUCAGAAAGUCAACUUUUGCCUCAUCGCCAUCUUCAUGCCGGUAGGCGUCGUCGUCAUCGUCGGCGCUUGCAUCAUCAUGGACUCCAUCAGUCGAGCACGGGCCAAGGCCGCUGUAGCCGGUAUCCCCGUGGAAGGUCUCGGCAUCCCCAUGGAUCGUUUCGUCAUCUACUGUAUCAUCCUCGGCUCCCUCACGCUGGCCGGCAUCAUCAAGACCAUCUCGAUGAUGAAGAGGAAAAAGUUGAUCGCGCUCGAUAACCUGACCGCGAUCGGCAACGAGGCUUGAUCGACCCACCGCCACUUGAUAAAAUACAAAAUGGCGUCGGCAUGGUAUUAGUCCCAGAGACAAUUGGUUUUGAUAAAGAGAAUGUGACCAAUCCGGUUCGAAUUGGAAAAAUAUUGGCGAAUACUGUUCUGUGCAUGGGCAAGCACAUAACAAAAUAAUAUACGCCAUGUUGAUUAUUAAUGAAACACAAGUUGGCCAAACUCUGUGUAUUGGGCUGGGUAGUCCCAUAGCGUAUUGAACGAGAUAGUUGUGACGCGUUAAAAGGACAAUUUAUGCAGAUCACUCUCACACAAUCUGUAUGGGAGGGAACAAUUUUUGCGCUCCAUGAAUAUGACCUAGGAACGAGCAUAGCUUCCGUUAAGGUAAUCAGUUAUGAUCGGAUGAUAUUAGACGAUCGAAGGGUAAAUCAACGUCAGAUAUAUAAAAAGGUGUCAGUUGGAUUUUGCUAGACUUGAAAAGUUGUGCUAUACAGUAAAGUAAUAUGGACAGUCAUACCCGAAAACUAAAACCUAUAUAUUCGCCUUGUUUUCAUAAAGAAGGCGAUUUGACGGAUUCAUGCCCAUUUAUCUCGUAGCAUGUUUGUAUUUUCCUUGUUUUGUUUGUAAUUAUCUUUAUAGUCUUCUCGUCUGCAUUAAUAAAAUUGACUGAAACCCGGGAUUCGAUCGUCUUAAGCAAUGAAACAUAUCAUAAAGAACACUCUAAUAUAGAAAAAA